AUCAAUUGAGAUAUCAAAAUUCCAUUACUAAAAACAUCAAAGCUCCAGAGAUAGAACUGAGAAAAUUAAAUGACCCUCAGAUUGGAAAUUCUACUUACACACGAGGUAACAAAGAAUCACUUCUCAUUAAGAAACUACUAAAUGGAGCUAUUGAAGUCGCCUGCAAAC
This is a messenger RNA of Racocetra persica, 168 nucleotides long. The record is from the annotation of a GenBank genome assembly. Lineage: Eukaryota; Fungi; Glomeromycota; Glomeromycetes; Diversisporales; Gigasporaceae.